CCCCUCCCACGCCUUAUCGCCGCCCAGUGAGGCCAGGCCUUCAAUCAUGACCAUCUCGCUCCUAGCUUGUGUCCUCAUCUGUGUUUCGAGAGAGGCUGUUUGUCGUCUAUGGCAAUGCCGUGACGAUGACAUACGACAUCCCGCGUCACACGGCCUGCGAGUGGUGUGGCCAUGGCCCAUCUCUGUUCGCGACACCAACACGGCACAAUCAUAGUCAACUCACCCACCCCCACAUCCCACUAAGGCAACAGACUAGACUGACAGAUUGCCAUUUUGGGGGGGGGGGCAACCGUCAGCGGCGUCCUCUUCAGUUUGCCCACUGGCCAGGAUGGUGUGUCCUCGCCUUCCCUCUGUCUUCGGAUUGCGCACGCGACACUGACACGGGAUUUGAUCGUCUCGAGGGGGUUUGGGGGCGAGGGAGAACUUUUGCAGAGACGUCUCGGCGGGCGCCACUGCGGAUUUGGAGGAGAUGGAGGAGGAGGAAGAGGCCUUGCAGAACAAAAGCAGAGCCAACAAGACAAGCAAUUGGGCCAAAGCUUGGAACAUGCUGGCAGCCCGAGUCUUGGCUCUCGAUGGAAACGAGGCACUUUUGAAAGAGACCUAGCGUAAUCACUGGGACAUGAAGGCCAAGACUGCCGUUUUUUCUUCUUUGUGUCUCUCUUUUC
Messenger RNA from Colletotrichum destructivum, 665 nucleotides. RefSeq lists its product as uncharacterized. The transcript has a single exon. The record is from RefSeq and is a predicted model, not a curated record. NCBI's taxonomy places the organism in Eukaryota, Fungi, Ascomycota, Sordariomycetes, Glomerellales, Glomerellaceae. The coding region runs from base 126 to 593 and encodes 155 amino acids.